CCACAUCCAAUGUCAUGUAAUAGUUAUUGGUUCUUUCAUAUUCAUUAUAUAUAUUAAAUUGGUUUGGAUAUUAAAUUGUAUUUACCCUUAUAUAUAUGUAAUGGGAGAAUGAGAGUGUCAGAGAAAGAAAAAGAAAAGAAAGAAAGGCACAAGUGAGCCAAGUGCAUCCUUCUCUGAUUGUUAAAAACAAUAGCCAGAAGAAGAAGGCAUUGUUUGUUUGAGUGUAUUUUAAAAUUGAGUGAUUAAACACCAUAUGUUUCCUUAGUGUUGAUCCUAAAUCAUACCACAUUUCCGCUAAUCUCCAACAAACUUGGUAUCAGAGCUAAUACCUUUGUAUCCUUUCCAAAAUCCCCAACUUUCUAGCCUACACAAAUUAUCUCCAAAAGCCAUGGCAACAAAUUCAUCACACACCAUGUUUGCUACCUCAUCAAAUCAAAUUCCCAUUUUCGAUGGAGAAUCGUACGAGUACUGGAGUGCCCAAAUGGAGCUUAUUUUCAUCUCUCAAGAUCUGUGGGAUAUCGUCCAAGAAGGCUACGAAGAUCCACAAGACGAGGAUGAAGAUUCCAAGAAACGAGCAGGCAAACAGACAAAGGAGUACAAGGAAAAUGCCAAGCAAAAUGCCAGCGCCUUGAGAAUAAUUCAGCAAGCAGUGAGCUAAUCGAUUUACCCGAGAAUCUAUGGCAUCAAAAAGGCAAAAGAAGCUUGGGAUGUCUUGCGUGAACAAUUUCAAGGUUCUGAAAAGGAAAUCUCUAUCAGGCGCCAAAGUUUAUGGCGAUAGUUCGACAACUUGAUGAUGAAGGAAACCGACACCAUCAAAGACUUCCAUUCGCGUGUGGCGGAGACAGUCAAUCAAAUCAAAGCUACUGGUGACGUCAUAGAAGAAAGGAAAGUCGUGGAGAGAAUUCUCCGAAGCUUAUCAUCGAAGUUCGAACACAUUGUAGUCGUGAUAGAAGAAACCAAAGAUUUGGCAAAUCUACUAAUGAGCGAGUUGAUGGGCUCACUUGUAGCACACGAGCAAAGAAUGAGUCGCUUCACCAAACCGCCAUUGGAGCAAGCUUUCUCGUCAAAAUUCAGCAUGACGGAAAGUAAAUAUGCCAAAUCGGA
Linum trigynum is the source of this 1104-nucleotide messenger RNA. The record is from the annotation of a GenBank genome assembly. Lineage: Eukaryota; Viridiplantae; Streptophyta; Magnoliopsida; Malpighiales; Linaceae.